Oncorhynchus mykiss (rainbow trout) is the source of this 6033-nucleotide messenger RNA. Lineage: Eukaryota; Metazoa; Chordata; Actinopteri; Salmoniformes; Salmonidae. The record is from RefSeq and is a predicted model, not a curated record.
UGACUGCUUUCUCCUCUGUGGCAGAUGCAGAGUGCAGCAGCGCUGCAUUUGUGAAGAGAACAAGGGGGAGGACACGCUGCAGUAGGAGGAGAGACUAGGAGGCUAACAUUCAAUGCCGUCAACAAAGUCUACCUCCCGAGCACAGUCUGCACAACCUCCUAGUGAUCUAUUUUCAGCUUUUCUCUCUCUCUCUCUCUCCCCCCCUCUUCUAUCUCGCUCCUCCUUCUCACUCUCCUCUCGCCAUUCGCUGAUCUCUCAUGUGGCGCUCUCAGAUCUUCGCCGACGCAGUGACAGCCAGACUCUUGAGCUGACGGUGUCCAUGUCUACUCUGCUUUCCAAACAGACGACUGGGGCUUUUUGGACGAGAUUCACACUGCCUUUUUUUGCCUGCUAUUUAUUUUCCCCAGAUUGACAGUUUUUCAUACGUGGUGUUUUGAGAAGUCUACGUAACUGAGGGCGGUGUGUAUUUUAACUUUGCUCAUCUGAAUGGUUCAGUGCUGGUCUUCUCGCCUCUGGCCAAACUACUUGUUUUGUUUCUUCUGUAGCCUGUGCUUGGAACAUCUCUCUGGUCACCUGGAGACACUACAGUUCUGUUUGAGCCAUGGAACCUCAAGGAUCUCUCUCCAUCAGUAGUUUCAUCUCUAGAAGAGGAAUUCUGGAGUUUUCUUUAAAGAUCUAAGAGGGAUUUCGCAGUGUUCACCUUCUCAUCUAGUCCAAGCUUUUCUCUCAUUUUCUGCAUCUGAAACUUGCCUGGAUAGUGUUUAUUUUGUUUACCCAUAUGUAUUGGAAGGACACCCUUGCACUGGCAUGCUUUUAAGGCCCACCGUGCCGGGGCUGUGCGCAAUGUUGCAGACCAUCUAUGAGACCGAGUCCUGCUUCUCCUCAGACGCAGUGUCCAGCAGUGAGCAACCUCUGGAGCUGCUGCCCCUGUCCCAAGUGUCGGCCAUGCCCAGUGCUGCUGUGGAGGUGAAGACAACUCUCCCCUCGGGGAUGCAGAGCCCUGUGGGCGGCAGUGAGCAGGGUGUUGGAGGUGGUCCCGUGGACCUGAGGACUGAUCCCAGGCUGGGACCCCUGGGUGGAGGAGUGGACCCAGCCAUGAGGGAGCAGCAACUGCAGCAUGAACUGCUCCUCCUCAAGCAGCAGCAGGAGCUUCAGAAACAGCUUCUCUUCGCUGAGUUCCAGAAGCAGCAUGAGGUGCUGACACGCCAGCAUGAGGUUCAGCUGCAGGAGCACCUGAAGGCGUCCCUGCAGCAGCAGCAGGAGAUCCUGGCGGCCAAGCGGCAGCAGGAGCUGGAGCAGAAGAGGAAGCUGGAGCAGCAGAGGCAUGAGGAGCUGGAGAAACAGAGGCUGGAGCAGCAGCUCCUCAUGCUACGCAACAAGGAGAAGGGCAAAGAGAGUGCCAUUGCCAGUACGGAGGUGAAGCUGAAGCUCCAGGAGUUCCUCCUGAGCAAAAAAGAGCCUGGUACACCUGGCGGACUAAACCAUUCCUUCCCCCAGAAAUGCUGGGGGGCCCACCACACCUCUCUGGACCCCAACUCCCCCCCUCAGAGUAACACUCCGGGAACGCCGCCCUCCUACAAACUGCCCCCACUACUGGGGUCCUACGAGGGCAGGGACGAUUUCCCUCUCCGGAAAACUGCCUCCGAGCCCAAUCUGAAGGUGCGUUCGCGGUUAAAACAGAAGGUAGCUGAGAGGAGGAGCAGUCCUCUGCUGAGGAGGAAGGACGGGACAGUGAUAAGUACCUUCAAAAAGAGAGCCAUCGAGAUCUCUGUGUCCUCCAUGUGCAGCAGUGCCCCUGGCUCCGGGCCCAGCUCGCCCAACAGCUCCAACAGCGCCAUCGCAGAGAACGGCUCCAGCGGCUCUGUCCCCAACAUCCACGCAGAGCAGCUGCGGUCCCUUCACCAGACCCUUAACGCUGAUGGGACAGUCAGUCCGCUGAGCCUCUACACGUCCCCCUCGCUGCCUAACAUCUCCCUGGGCCUGCCAGCCAACUCGCACCUCACCGCCAAUCAGAAGCUAUUGCAGGAGGCGGAGAGGCAGGCCAUCCAGACCAUGCGUCAGGGUGGGGCUCUGACGGGCAAGUUUGUCAGCACCUCGUCCCUGCCGGCAUCAUGCCUGCCACCUGGGAUGCAACACGACUUAGACUCCACCCAGGCCCCCAACAGCCACAGCAGUCACUCCUCCCUACUGCAGCACGUCCUCCUGCUGGAGCAGGCCCGCCAGCAGAGUGCCCUCCUCUCAGUCCCCAUGUAUGGUCAGUCGCCGUUGGUGACGGGGGACCGGGUGUCCAACAGUAUGCGCACGGUGAACAAGCUACCACGCCACCGGCCCCUGAGCCGCACACAGUCUGCACCCCUCCCCCAGAGCCCCCAGGCCCUGCAGCAGCUCGUCAUGCAGCAGCAGCACCAGCACUUCCUGGAGAAGCAGAAGCAGUACCAGCUCAACAAGAUUCUGUCAAAAGGGGUGGAGCUUCCUCGCCAACCGCCCACCCACCCUGAGGAGACAGAGGAGGAGCUCACAGAGACACAGGAGAUGCAGGAGGAGGGGGCGGAGUCUGAGCGUCUGGGGGAGGGUCGUCCUCAGGAGCAGAGGCUCCAGAAGGAAGAGUCGGGGGAGACGUCACCCCCCUCAGAACGCCUGCUGACCCCCCUGAAGGGCGAGAGUACAGAGAGCGACCUGGAGGAAGAGGAUGAUGAAGACGAGGCCAUCGAGCUGAGGGAGUGUGAUGAGGAGGGCGUACCUUACGGCCAACAUCACCUGCAACAGCUCAAUGUGUUCCAGGCAUCCCUGUCCAUUUCGGGCAUGCCCCACAGACCUCUGGGAAGGGCCCAGUCCUCCCCUGCCACUGCCAGCGUCAAGGGGGCUCCCAUGGGUGAGGUUCCCAUCAAGCACCUCUUCACUACAGGGUUGGUGUACGACACCUUUAUGCUGAAGCACCAGUGUAUGUGUGGGAACACCCACAUCCACCCAGAACACGCCGGCCGCAUCCAGAGUGUGUGGUCCCGGCUGCAGGAGACUGGGCUCCUGGGCCGCUGUGAGAGGAUUCGGGGGAGGAAGGCCACGUUGGAUGAGAUCCAGACUGUGCAUUCAGAAUACCACACACUGCUGUAUGGAACCAGUCCCCUCAACAGACAGAAACUAGACAGCAAGAAGCUCUUGGGUCCAAUCAGUCAGAAGAUGUAUGCUGUGUUGCCCUGUGGAGGCAUUGGGGUGGACAGUGACACUGUGUGGAACGAGAUGCACUCCUCGGGCGCUGUCAGAAUGGCUGUUGGCUGCGUCAUCGAGCUGGCUUUCAAAGUGGCCGCCGGGGAACUGAAGAACGGCUUUGCCGUGGUGCGUCCACCAGGCCAUCACGCUGAGGAAUCCACUGCCAUGGGCUUCUGCUUCUUCAACUCAGUGGCCAUCACAGCCAAGCUGCUACAGCAGAAACUAGGAGUGAGCAAGGUCCUCAUCGUGGACUGGGAUAUUCACCAUGGUAACGGGACACAGCAGGCUUUUUACAACGACCCCAAUGUACUUUACAUUUCCAUGCAUCGCUACGACGAUGGAAACUUCUUCCCCGGCAGUGGGGCUCCUGAAGAGGUGGGGGUUGGACCUGGUGUUGGCUUCAACACAAACAUCGCUUGGACAGGGGGCGUAGAACCGCCCAUGGGUGACGUGGAGUACCUGACUGCCUUCAGGACGGUGGUGAUGCCCAUAGCCAACGAGUUCUCCCCUGACGUGGUCCUAGUGUCCGCUGGGUUUGAUGCCGUGGAGGGCCACCAGUCCCCUUUGGGAGGAUACAAUGUCACUGCUAAAUGUUUCGGCCACCUCACCAAGCAGCUGAUGAAGCUGGCGGGGGGACGUGUGGUCCUGGCGCUGGAAGGAGGUCACGACCUCACGGCCAUCUGUGAUGCCUCCGAGUCCUGUGUGGCGGCCCUGCUCGGCGAUGAGUUGGACCCCCUGCCACAGGCUGUCCUGCAACAGAAGCCCUGUCCAAAAGCUGCUGCCUCUCUGGAGAGGGUCAUCGAGAUACAGAGUAAACACUGGAGCUCUCUCCAAAGGUUGGCUCCCACGGUGGGCCAGUCCUUAAUGGAUGCCCAGCGGAGAGAGAAGGACGAGGCCGACACGGUCACCGCCAUGGCAUCGCUUACCGUGGAUACUGAGCAGGCCGCCACUUCCACCGUCUCCACGGAGACCAGCAGGUCUACAGAAGAGCCAAUGGAAGAAGAGCCCGUCUUGUAGGAGGAAACAGAGUUGUCACGACACCUUUGUCUCCACGUCCUUCGGCACUAGCCUUCUCCUGUCAUCCUCUCCUCUUUCCAGCCCUCGCCUCACCUCUUUCCAUUUUCUGAGGAUUGAUGGACUUGUGCUAGCCUCCCUAUCCAACUCACUGAGGUGAGUUUGUUAAAGUGUGUGUGGGAGAGGAGAGGCGUUACACACACACACUGACCUAAAGGGGGCAGCGGCGGAUAUGCGUGAUUGGUGGAGAAGCAGGAAGAGCCGGGACCUUUUGAGGAGCCUGUGUGUCUUGCUUUUUUCUUUCAAUCUUUUUUGUAAGCAGAAGGCAGUGGAUCCAGGAGGGUACCUCGGUUCUGGGGCCCGAGAAGCUUUGUACAUUUCUUGUCAUACUUUAUACUUUUCAGGAACAUUAGAACUGAAAAAGCCAACAAGCAGCAAAAAUAUUUCAACAGCCACAAAUACACUCAAACACACUCGCAUUAUAUUAUACACACUAAGUUCCCAACAGCGGAACAACAAUGGGGUUGUAUCAAUGAAUAAUGCUCUUCCUUUCAGAGCAUGCGUACCUCUGUUCCUAUUUUGUCUGUCGUUUGGUAUUCUCAUGCAUCUAUUCAAUAAUCUGUUCAAAGAAGCACACAAACAUAUGAUAUGUAUAUUUGCAUAUAUAUAUAUUACUGUAUAUUCCUUUCACUGUAUCCGAUAUCAGCUGUGGUUGUGGAGUGGAGGUCGAGCUGUGGAUCCUGCCAAGGGGGACUUUCUGGCUGAAGGAGACAUCUCUCCAAUUCAGUCUUUUCUUUUUUUUCUUCAGGAAGCCUCAGCUCCCUCCACUUUGUAUGGGACAGAAUGCAUUUUGAGGUGGUUUUUACCCUUCUACUUUGUUUGGACUAUCAAAAAAGGACACAUACAUACCCACAAUCAAAUUUACCGCUUGGUGCAAUGGAAGCCCACGGAUUGGACGAGGAAGGAUUUUGUGGAAUAAUACUUGGAUUAUGAACUUUUUGUCUCACGCUUGCUGCUGCGACUGGGAGACUUGUGGUGGUCAUGAGACUGGAGAAAGACGUUUUUAGAAGAACUUGGUGCCUUUAUAUUAAAUAUCCCUGUUAACACCAACUACACCACCACUUAGCAGAACACAGGACAGAAAGACAAAUCCACACACUUGUUACUCUCAUGUCUGUUUUGUUUGUAUAUUUGUUUGCUUGUUUCUUUCAAAAUGCCUUAAUUUCCUCCAGAGAAUGCACCAUUUUAGCCAUCUCUGCAGAUAUGGGAUUCUACUCCUAUGUCCUCUUUCUGGGUUUGUGUAAUACUCUAGGUCAAAGGUCAGUGUGGCCUUAACUGAUUUUUUUUUUUUUUUUUUGCGUCCUUUAUCAAUUCCGACCCGUACAAAUGCGGCUGACGGUAUGAUUGUGAGGAAAUUUGAACGCUACAACGACCAACUUUUUGCCAUGUCACUCACUUCCUGUCACUUGUAAAUACUGCAUCCUGUCCUGCUCUGGCAAACCCCUCAACCUGAGACGGUAUCAAUAACGAACUCAUUGUUUUUCCAUUUAUUUAGAGAGGAAGGACUGAACUUGGUCACUUUUUUUAAACAAACGUUUUAUUUUGUAAAAAAAUCAAAUAUAAGAUGUAUAUGAAUAAUGACAAUAACAGUGUUAAUCCAAUCAAAUUGGAUAUGAAUAUUAUAUUUGAGAAGAGUUAAAAAAAAAAUAAUAAUAAUAAUGUAUGCUAAAGCCACCUUAAGCACACAUCGUGCUGGUUUUGCAAUCAAUGUUUUGUCCUAAGUGCCAUUUUGUUUUUUCCACAAAAAAAAAA